GCGACCACGAAAUUGUGAACAAUAUGUACGAAACCGAGGCAGAGCUCCUGGCCGGCGAAAGCGCAGAAGAGGAGACGGAGGACAGCAUCAUGUCCCCCAUCCCCAUUGGGCCCCCCUCCCCUUUCCCUGCGGGUGAGGACUUCCAUCCCAAAGAGGGGUCUCCGUACGAGGCCCCCGUCUACAUUCCCGAUGACAUCCCCAUCCCGUCCGACUUUGAACUGAGGGAAUCUUCCAUUCCCGGAGCAGGAUUGGGCAUCUGGACCAAAAAGAAGCUGGAAGCCGGAGAGCGAUUCGGGCCCUAUGUGGCUUUCCCCAGGACAACGUUGAAGGACACGAAUUUUGGAUGGGAG
This is a messenger RNA of Notechis scutatus (mainland tiger snake), 350 nucleotides long. Lineage: Eukaryota; Metazoa; Chordata; Lepidosauria; Squamata; Elapidae. The record is from RefSeq and is a predicted model, not a curated record.